This is a messenger RNA of Equus caballus (horse), 3910 nucleotides long. The record is from RefSeq and is a predicted model, not a curated record. Lineage: Eukaryota; Metazoa; Chordata; Mammalia; Perissodactyla; Equidae.
CAGUACCAUUUCCUGGAGCAAUCUCACAGGGUGGUUCCACUUUCCAUUUGUGCUCAAAUACUUUGCUGCUUCCUCUGCAGCUGCCAGACCUGCUCCUGCUGCUGCUCGGGAGAGCAUCUGGGAGCACCUUGCUGACCACUGAGAAGACGAUGAGCUCAAGCUAUUGGAAUGAGACAAGCAGCAGCAGCUGUGGGACUCAGCAGCCCCCAGAGGUGCUGCAGGGCCAGCCCCAGCAUUACCACUGCUACCAUCAGUCAAGCCAAGUCCAGCAGCCACCAGAAAAAAAUGUAGUGUAUGAGCAAGUGAGGACCUACAGUGGGCCUAUGAACAAGGUGGUUCAGGCCUUGGACCCCAUCAGCUCACGGGAAGUGCUCUCCCCUCUCAAAACUGCCUCCUCCUACCAAAACUUGGUUUGGAGCGACCAUUCUCAGGAACUCCAUUCUCCAACUCUGAAAAUAUCCACUUGUGCCCCAAGCACUCUACAAAUAACCCAAAACACGGAACAGGAACUCCAUUCUCCCACAGUGAAAGUCACUACAUAUCCACAGACCACUAUUAGGAGAUACAUAGUACAAAAUCCUGAACAGGAACCACUGUCUCCAUUCUUAAGAGGAGGCCAUUUCUUCCCAGGAAACAAUGUUAUUUAUGAAAAAACAAUAAGAAAAGUGGAGAAGCUAAAUACGAAUCAGGAAUGCUAUCCUCAGGUUCAAUGCCAUCAUCACAUUGUCCAACAGCCUCAGAUCAUCCAUUGUCCACACUGUCAGCAAUCCCAUUCUAGCUCGCAAAUCCAAACCAUCACAGGAAGUGAUUCAAUUUCUAUACAUGCUGGAAAUGAACUGUGCCGUGGUGGAUCAAGCCAAACACAUGAGCAGGUGAUAAUUCAAGAUGAUGGCCCUGAAAAAUUGGACCCCAAAUAUUUUGGAGAGUUGCUUGCUGAUCUGAGCCGUAAAAAUACCGAUCUAUAUCACUGCUUAUUAGAACAUUUGCAGAGAAUUGGAGGAAGCAAACAGGACUUCGAGUCUACAGAUGAGUCAGAAGACAUUGAAUCUUUGAUUCCUAAAGGAUUGUCAGAGUUUACCAAACAGCAAAUUCGCUAUAUUCUGCAGAUGAGGGGUAUGUCUGAUAAAUCACUCCGGCUAGUGCUGUCCACAUUCAGCAACAUACGGGAGGAGCUUGGACAUCUUCAAAAUGACUUGACAUCACUUGAAAAUGACAAGAUAAAACUUGAGAAAGACCUGGCAUUCAAAGAAACUCAAAUAAAAGAGUAUGAAGAACUCUUGGCAUCAGUGAGAACAAACAACCGCCAGCAGCAACAAGGACUUCAAGACUCAACCUCAAAAUGCCAAGCAUUGGAAGAAAGCAAUCUCUCUCUUCGACACACACUAUCAGAUAUGGAAUAUAGACUAAAAGAACUGGAAUACUGUAAGCGUAAUUUAGAGCAAGAGAAUAAAAAUCUUAGAACACAGGUUUCUGAGACUUGCACAGGCCCGAUGCUGCAGGUUAAAAUGGAUGAGAUUGGCAACCAUUAUAUGGAGAUGGUAAAAAAUUUAAGAACGGAGAAAGAUAGAGAGAUCUCCAAGCUAAGGACUCAAUUAAAUCAGUACCAAAAAGAUGUUUCAAGAAGAGAAGGAAGUUUCAGUGACUUCCAGUUCAAGCUUCAUGAACUGACAAGCUUGCUGGAAGAGAAGGAUGCUCUUAUAAAGCGUCAGUCAGAGGAACUGUCGAAGUUGAGACAAGAAAUAUAUUCAUCUCAUAACCAACACUCCAGUGGUGGAAGGACUACUAUUACCACUAAAAAGUACAGGACACAAUAUCCAAUCCUAGGCCUCCUGUAUGAUGACUAUGAAUAUAUACCACCAGGUAGUGACACACAGACUAUUGUGAUUGAGAAAACAGAAGACAAAUGGACUCGUCCAUGAAUGAAUCUCCACCUAAAAGGAGUUUUUAUGUGUCUGCAUUAGUACUUUGUUAUUUUUCCAUAACUAAAGGCCAAUCAAAAUUUUGAACCAUGCUACGACCCAGCAAAUAUAAUGGAAUGAAUGAGUUCUGCAGAUGACAGUUCCUCCAGCCAUUUAUGAGGCCUGAAUCCUUUCCAUCACAUUUUGGUAUUCAAUAUAGCAACAGACGGUUUGUUUAAACUUCAAUUGCAGACACUGUAGGACAUAAUCCACUACUUUUCAAUAGAGUGCUUCUUAGACACUGAAUUAAUUUGUUGGGGUAGAGAUUUUACAAGUUAUUCAAUUAGAAUAUUUUCUCUUAUAUUAGAUGUGCAAUUCAGCUACUGUUUUUAACCACAAAAAGAGGCGGAAGACUAUUGAAUUUAAAAAAAAGACAGUUUAACUAGUGCAUGGUACAUAGGUAUAUAAAAUAUAAAAGCAUAUAUUUGCUUUUCUCACAUUAAACCUUGUGACUAAAAUAGAUGCUUUAUUGCAUGCUAUUUAUAACUCUUGGAGACAUAACUAAAUCAAAGGUGAUGGUUAAUUUCAUUUAGCAGAGAAGUGGGAUAAUAUGUUUUUAAAUAACUAAAUCCACUAUAGUGUACAUUAUGCUAUUAUAGUUCUAAGGACAUAUCAGUGGCUUGGAAAAUCUGUUCUUUCAAAGCAUAUCAUCCCCAAAUGAGCCCACUCAUUUCCUUAGAAACAUAUAACACUAUAUUGUAGUAGUGGGUGGAAGGAAGGUGGGCUUUUUUUAUAGCGGUAUACAAAACAUAACAUUGAAAUAUUGCAUAAGGCUUAGGGAAUAAAAAUAGCAACAACAAAUACUCGAUAUCUAUAUCCUACUUGGGAGAAAGAAAUUUUAUAGUAGAGUAUUUGAUUUACUUAGAAGAUGGUUGAUUAAUUGGGUUCUAAUGAUGUUACAAAGUGAACACAAGUAUUUUCUAAAUACUAUAGUAGAUAAGAAGGAAAUGUCUUAAUUUCAACUCCUCUGGUUAAAGUUAAGAAUUAAGUAAAAAUGAAAAUGUUUGAAUUUUACACAGUAUAGAUUAAGGCAACAAAUAUAUUUGGGUGACAUGUGAAUGAGGUUUUGCACUGAAAUAUCUCUGCAAAUAUCUAUAUAGAAUUCUGUCAUGCUUUGUAAUUAUAUUCUAAUAAUUAUUCAUUAUACCAAGAAACUGUUAAGAUAGGAACAGAUGAGGCACUACACUAAAUCAAACCAUAAAUGAGGAGAAAAAUGCUUUUAAUGCUCUCCUAUAAAUAAUCAAAUAAGUCUGGAUAUGAAGCUAAAAGCGUUUUUCUUAUCUUAAUACUUUGACUAAAAUGUUAAGCUCUGAUGUGGGCUGAUACAUUUUCACUUUCAUCAAUAUUUUGUGAUAGAAAAUGUUAAUAUUCUUCAUGAGCUGUAUAGUCCUUACAUUUUUUCCCUUGGUGUAGGAACAGGGCACUUUCUCCUCCGCUAACUACUCAUGUAUGUGACUGUAACAAAAUCAUGCCAUGUUAUCUACCCAUUACGUAAGAUAUGAAUGGAAGUUUUUAGUAGCCUAAUAGAAAACUGCCACCCUAUCUGUUUGAAAAUUAGAAUGUGUGAUUUUCCCCAAAAUACUCUUAAAUAAAAAUAAAUGUCCAAAAUUGGGGGCAGUUAAGAAGUCAGCACUUCAUUGGCUCACUUGAUCCAUGCAUACUGAGUGAAUGGGGGUCAUAACAAAGUGAUUAUAGUUAACAAAUGGAAAUGAGUGUAUUUUUUUUUUCGAAUUUGUGAUUAAGAUCAAUAGAAAUAGUAGUGAUGUUUUUCCCUCUCACAAGUUUCACACAGCUUCUCUCUGAAAAUUGCAAAGAUAUUGUCAGGUGAGGAAUGCCUGUUUAUCUAAUUUCUAUUCCAAUAUGUUUCACUUUAGAUGUUGAAUAAAAUAGAGACUGUGCAGUGACAUGCAAAGUAAUUUAAGUGUCUAAAUAAAAUAUGUGAAGUAUCUGUA